AACGACGUUGACUGCUACACAUCGAAAAGCGCAGGAUUUCCUGUGGUUUUGCUGAAUUGGCCACAUCCAAGUUUUAGAUUCGCUAAAGUACCUAGACCAUUUUAACCUCCAUCGAUUUAAUGUCUUAAUCAAAACCAUCUUAUCCGCAUGUGCUGUAGACUACACCUCGACGUAGUUAGUCUGAAAGAAGUCCUCAAAAAUGUCCGAACCCACAGUGGCCGAUACUCGCCGGUUAAACUCCAAACCGCAGGACCUGACGGAUGCGUACGGGCCUCCCAGCAACUUUCUGGAAAUCGACGUGUACGACCCACAGACUAUAGGAGUCGGCCGCAAUCGGUUCACCACGUACGAAGUCCGGAUGAGGACAAAUCUUCCCAUUUUUAAACUGAAGGAGUCAUGUGUAAGACGAAGAUACAGUGACUUCGAGUGGCUGAAGAAUGAGCUGGAACGAGACAGCAAAAUUGUUGUACCUCCUUUGCCUGGAAAGGCAUUGAAGAGACAACUCCCCUUCCGUGGAGAUGAGGGCAUUUUUGAAGAGUCCUUCAUUGAGGAGAGACGAGCUGGCCUUGAACAGUUUAUCAACAGAAUUGCAGGUCAUCCUUUGGCGCAGAAUGAACGCUGUCUUCACAUGUUCCUGCAGGACGAAAGUAUUGACCGGAACUACAUUCCUGGAAAAGUGUGAAUGAAGUAAGGUUAUGGUAAGCCCCCUUCCUGUCCGGGAUCCAUCUGCUCUGCCAGCUCUUUUCUGCACAUCAAUCAAAGAUUUCACAGCUGCUCUCCAUUAUAUCUUGUAUAUAUUUUUCUCAAAUAGAGCUAGACUAUAACAUCUAUUUCACCCUGAAGAUGAACUCAUGUUGCAUUUAUACCUCACACAUUAAGUUUCUUUGGGAAGAAGUACAGUUUGCUUUUUGCUUAUCUUUAAACAAAUAUGAAAAAAAAAAAAAUUAUUCCUUUUGUGCCACCAAAACAGCGCCAACCCAAUUCUUCUCACAACAAUUGUACAAUUUUUCAGUUCUAAAAGGUCUGGCCAUUCUUCGUUGACCUCUCUCAUCAACCAGGUGUUUCCAUCCACAGAACUGCUGCUCACUGGAUGUUUUUUAUUUUUGGCACCAUUCGGAGUAAAUUCUAGAGACUGUUGUGUGUGAAAAUCCCAGGAGAUCAGCAGUUUCAGAAAUAGUCAAACCAGCCCAUCUGGAACCAACAAUCAUCCAUGCGAUUAUCUAAUCAGCCAAUCAUAUGGUAGCAGUGCAUAAAAUCAUGCAGAUACGGGUCAGGAGCUUCAGUUAAUGUUCACAUCAACCAUCAGAAUGGGGAAAAAAAUGUGAAUGCAGUGAUUUGGACCGUGGCAUGAUUGUUGGUGCCAGAUGGGCUGGUUUGACUAUUUCUGAAACUGCUGAUCUCCUGGGAUUUUCACGCACAACAGUCUCUAGAAUUUACACCGAAUGGUGACAAAAAAAAAAAAAAAACAUCCAGUGAGUAGCAAUUCUGUGGACGGAAAUGCCUUAAUGAUGAGAGAGGUCAACAGAGAAUGGCCAGACUGGUUCGAACUGACAAAGUCUACUGUAAAACAGAUAACCGCUCUGUACAAUUGUGGUGAGAAGAAUAGCAUCUCAGAAUGCUAUUCUGAAAUGCGGUUUGAUUUGGCGGCACAAGGGGGACCUUCACAAUAAUAGGUUGGUGGUUUUAAUGUUGUGGCUGAUCAGUGUAGGCCUCUUACUGCAAAUGCUACAAGCAGUUAUGGAAUAUAAUUGGAUUUGCUAGAAAAGUGAUCUCGUUAUCUUUAAAAGUUAUAAAUGCAUUUGUUGAAUAGUGACAUGAUGUUAGUUAAGCAACCCCUUCCCCCAACAAGAUUACUCUAACUCAAAAUGUAGCAUUUUUUGAAAGAAAUGAAACUGGGAUUGCACAUUGACAAUGUCUUCCUUUAUCACAUUCCAUGUUUCAUUAGAAUCCUUUAAAGAAUAUGUGUUAAAACAAAGGUUUUGCAACCAUUUUAAAUAGUUUUUCCUUUUGUUUAGUGUCAGUAUAAGAAGUCAGGCUUUGGGAAUGUACAAAUUCAAUUACUGUGAAAAACGGAAUUUCAUUAUGAUAAAAUGUAUCACAUUACAUUUAUAUAAGCCCUCUUUUGAAAAUUUUUGAUUUAUGUUCUUUCUCUUUUUAUUAUUGUUACUUUUAAGACUAUAUCUAAAAAAAAAAAAAAAAAAUGGCUGUAUUUCUAACAGAUAUAGCCAUAAUUUCUGCCCAUUAAUAAAAUCCUCGCUGUCACCUCUA
This is a messenger RNA of Myxocyprinus asiaticus (Chinese sucker), 2268 nucleotides long. RefSeq names its product sorting nexin-12-like. NCBI's taxonomy places the organism in Eukaryota, Metazoa, Chordata, Actinopteri, Cypriniformes, Catostomidae. Gene Ontology annotation, biological process: late endosome to Golgi transport; endocytic recycling. Gene Ontology annotation, molecular function: phosphatidylinositol-3-phosphate binding. Bases 200 to 682 code for a protein of 160 amino acids. The transcript has 6 exons. Gene Ontology annotation, cellular component: early endosome membrane; retromer complex. The record is from RefSeq and is a predicted model, not a curated record.